Molecule: messenger RNA, 5891 nt
Organism: Fundulus heteroclitus (mummichog)
Lineage: Eukaryota; Metazoa; Chordata; Actinopteri; Cyprinodontiformes; Fundulidae
Gene: pcdh11
Product: protocadherin 11
Exons: 4
Coding region: 857-3988 (1043 amino acids)
Biological process (GO): homophilic cell-cell adhesion
Cellular component (GO): plasma membrane
Molecular function (GO): calcium ion binding
Source: RefSeq, a predicted model, not a curated record
GGAGAGAGAGGUGGGCAGCGUUGAGGAGCCGAGUUCAUACUAUACUACUGAGACAUCUACAGCUUAGCAGACAGAUACGGUGAACCGCCUAUCCCGGCUCCUGUAAGUGAUGCUGCACUGAGGCACACUUUGAUCCAACUCCACUGGGGGGACGAUGCGCUCUCUGCAUCCCUCGUUUAAGAGUUGUUGUUUUUUUUUUUUCUGUGUGCGGAGCCUGAAAUCAGUCCAAACAAGUGACUGUUGAACAAAUCAGCUUAAAGCUUUUAGUUGUCCGUUUGUGGUGUGUGUGUAUAUAUAUUUUUUUCUUUCUUUUUUUUCUGCGCCCUUAUGGAUUGAAGUUGUAAUGCUCGCACAAAGAGGCGUUUAGCACACGUGUGGGUGUUUUUUUUUUUUUUUGUCAGUGUGAAAACCGCUGGUAGGUUUUCGAGGCAAAUUAGGUUAGAUAUACAAAGUUUAUGUAAAGCAACCAUGGAUCACUGCGUAUCUCCGACUGUGGGAUUGUGAGUCCAAGACAUCCGAAGAGGAAUUACAGCCUCCCUUUUUUUAAUAAACAAACCCCAAAAAAAAAAAAAAAAAAUCGCGAAGUUGAUUUUUUAUGCGCAAGGAUCACAUUUUUAGCGCAUGGAUAAGUUUUUGUAGUGGAUUUUUUUUCCCUUACUUCGCUCGUGUUUCACUGCCGAGUCAGAAGAGGAUCCUUUCUCUCCGUUUCCCCCUCUUCGCAUUAAUUCAUGGCACUUCUUUUUUGUGAGUCAGAGAUGUCUCUUCGCAGCGACACCGACGGUUAAUUUUACACCAUCUCCAAGCGCAGAAGAGAAAAUUGCAACUAUAGAAGUAAAGCUCACACCUAAUUUUGAGCAUGAACUUGGCAAAUCAGGUGCAUGUUCUGGUGGCCUUGCUCACCUGUUGGGUCUUAUUAUGCAAGGCCCAGGAGAGGGACUACAUCGUCAAGGAGGAGCAGCCGGAGAACGUUCGCAUUGGGAAUCUGCGCAAGGACCUCGACCUUAACCUGGACCCCAACAUCAGGCUGUCGUCUCCGCUGCAGUUCAAGCCUGUGUAUAAGACGGGGGACGUGCCUUUGGUGAGGGUGGAGGCCAACACGGGGGAGAUUUUCACCACCAAUCACAGGAUUGACCGGGAGAAGCUGUGCUCAGGGGUCUUCACAGAGAAGCGCUGCUACUAUGAGAUCGAGGUGGCAGUGCUGCCCGAUGAGAUCUUUCGAUUGGUUAAGAUCCGGUUCCUUAUUGAGGAUGUGAAUGACAAUGCCCCUCUUUUCCAGUCCACUGUAAUAAACAUCUCCAUCCCUGAGAACACAGCUAUCAACACCCGAUACCCGGUGCCAUCAGCGUUUGACCCUGAUGUAGGGGUCAAUGGAAUCCAACACUAUGAGCUGGUCAAGAGUGUCAAUGAGUUUGGCUUAGACAUCAUUGAGACCCCUGAGGGUGACAAGUGGCCACAGCUCAUUGUUCAGCAGAACCUCGAUCGGGAGCAAAAGGACACCUUUGUGAUGAAGAUCAAGGUGGAAGAUGGUGGCAACCCCCCUAAAUCUAGCACUGCCAUUCUGCAAGUUACCAUUUCUGAUGUCAAUGACAAUCGUCCAAUCUUCAGGGACACCGAAUUGGAAGUCUCAGUUCCAGAGAAUGCUCCAAUGGGGACUUCGGUGGCUCAGCUUCAUGCUACAGAUGCAGACCUUGGUUCCAAUGCACAGGUCCACUUCUCAUUCAGCAACCAGAUCUCCUCCUCAACCAAGCGUCACUUUGCCAUCAAUAGCUCUACUGGACUGAUUACUGUAAAGCAACCUCUUGACCGGGAGGUUACUCCUGUUCAUAAACUCAUUGUUCUUGCAAGCGAUGGCAGCUCAACCCCAUCAAGAGCCACAGUGACUGUCAAUGUCACAGAUGUUAAUGACAAUGUUCCUUCCAUAGACACUCGCUACAUUAUCAACCUGGUUAAUGGGACUGUCCUACUGUCCGAGAAUGCUCCUCUGAACACCAAAAUAGCUCUUAUUACUGUUACUGACAAGGAUGCAGAUCUGUAUGGCAAAGUGGCUUGCUACACUGACCAUGAUGUUCCUUUUCGGCUAAAACCUGUCUUUAAUGAUCAGUUCUUACUGGAGACAGCUGCCCCUCUUGAUUAUGAGACCACUCGUGAAUAUGCUAUUAAGAUAGUGGCCUCGGACAGAGGAACACCUCCUUUGAACACUUCAGCUAUGGUCUUAAUUAAAAUCAAGGAUGAGAAUGACAACGCACCCAUCUUCCCCCAGCCUGAAAUUCAACUUUCAAUACCAGAGAACAAUGAUCCCUCAACACAGUUAAUAAAAAUCAGUGCCACAGAUGCAGAUAGUGGACAUAAUGCUGAGAUUAUUUAUACUCUUGGCCCUGAUGCACCAGAUGGAUUUAACGUAGACAGGCGGUCAGGAAUUCUCUCUGUUGGGAAGCGACUGGACAGAGAAAAGCAAGAGAGGUACUCAUUCACUGUCACAGCAAGAGACAAUGGCUCAGCACCCUUGCAGAGUAAUGUCACUGUUAGGCUAAUUGUCCAGGACCUCAAUGACAACAACCCAGCUUUCACUCACCCUGAAUACAACUUCUAUGUGCCUGAGAACCUGCCUCUCUAUGGGACAGUGGGCUUGAUCACAGUGACCGAUGCAGAUGCUGGAGAUAAUGCUGUUAUUACCCUAUCUAUUUUGAAUGGCAAAGACAAUUUUAUCAUUGAUCCUCAAACUGGUGUGAUCAAACCAAAUAUCACCUUUGACAGGGAGCAACAAAGCUCCUAUACAUUCAUGGUCAAGGCAGUUGAUGGAGGGCAGCCACCAAGUUCAUCCUACGCCAAGGUCACAAUUAAUGUUGUUGAUGUGAAUGACAAUCGCCCUGUGUUUGUUAUUCCUUCCUCCAAUUAUUCAUAUGACCUCGUGCGCACCACCACCACCCCAGGUUCUGUGGUCACCAGAGUGUUUGCCAUUGACAAUGACACAGGUAUGAAUGCUGAGUUGCAGUACAGUAUCAUCAGCAGCAUCAUCAUCACAUCUAGGGUCUCCCCUCGAGGUCUCUUUUCCAUCGACAAAACAACGGGUAACAUAACGCUGCAGGAGAAAAUAGUACUAGCUGAUCAGGGACUACAUAGGCUGGUGGUUAAGGUCAAAGAUUUAGGCCAGCCUGAGUCAUUACAUGCCAUUGCACUUGUACACUUGUUUGUCAAUGACUCUGUGUCCAAUUCUACCUUCAUCCAAGAGCAGCUGCGGAAAAGUAUGGAAACACCAUUGGAUCGUAACAUAGGGGACAAUGAGAUAACACCUCAAGCCAAUGGAUAUGUAAUUGUUGUUAUAGCGAUCAUAGCAGGGACCAUGACUGUAAUUUUGGUGAUAUUUGUCACUGCCUUGGUGCGCUGCCGGCAAACUCCCAGACAUAAAGUAGUCCAAAAGGGCAAGCAGAGUGGAGAGUGGGUGUCCCCAAACCAAGAGAACCGUCAGAUCAAGAAGAAGAAGAAGAGAAAGAAGCGAUCCCCUAAGAGCCUUCUCCUGAACUUUGUGACCAUAGAUGAAUCCAAGCCUGAAGACCCCACACAUGAGCAUGUUAAUGGUACUCUGGAUCUUCCGGUGGAGCUGGAGGAGCAGACAAUGGGAAAGUACAAUUGGGCGACCACGCCUACAACCUUCAAACCUGAUAGCCCAGAUUUAGCCAAGCAUUAUAAAUCUGCAUCCCCUCAGCCCACAUUUCAAAUCAAACCAGAAACUCCAGUGGCCCCUAAAAAACACCACGUGAUCCAGGAGCUCCCCUUGGACAAUACGUUUGUGGUGGGCUGCGACUCACUCUCCAAGUGUUCAUCGACUAGCUCCGACCCAUACAGUGUCUCAGAGUGCGGCUGUCAGGGGGGAUUCAAGACUGCAGGGCAAAUCGCCACCCGGCAGGAGAUGGCACUGAAACCACCACACUAUGGCACACUCUGUGGCACAGGUACAGCUCGCUCCCACAGGAUUAAAAUCAAUCUCUAGCUCCCACUUCCUAGAGAGAGAGAGAGAGAAAGGGAGAAAAGAGGGAGAGAGGGCAAAGAAGGAAGAACUGAAGAGGUGAAACAAGUACUUUACUGUCUCUACAGCCUCAAACUGCACCUCUUCAUUCAAUUGAGUUUCAAAGAUGAAUUUGGAAGUGGGGGAAAGGGGGUGGGUGGGGUAUCUUAGAAAAAAGGAGCUGUGCUUCUCUAAAACUUGACAAAGCUCCUCUUGUGAAUCUGUUGGAAAGCUACAAUGCUUUGAGUUCUGUGUUACAUUUUACCUACGCGAGUGAAGAUGAUUUAACUUGAACUUUUCCCCUGAAAAUGUCUCUCAAGCAACCAAUCUGUACAAUAGCUGUCAAAUUCAGUCAGUAUGUGUAAAGUAUGUUGAUAUGUAUGUAUGUAUAUCUUUCACAAAGUUGAUGGUGUUUAUAUUUAUUGACUGCAUUUCUUUGCCUUGUUUUUAAAAAAAAAAAAACUGCCUGGUGGCCAUUUUAUUUUCUUACCUGCUAUGUUUUUUUGGAUUAAUUAUGACUUUUAAUGUAUUUAUGCUGCAAGGGCCUUCCACCUGCUGGUUUACAUUAGGUCUAAGCCCAGUUAUGUUUUGUUAUUUCACCCUUUUGCCUCUUUCCGUUCCACUUUUGAUGCCACUGAGCAACAAGUGAGGCUGAUGUAACAGACGUUCACUUGACCCCACAAAACAACCGCAUUCCUUUUUUUCUAAUACAACUGUGCUAAAGAUCAGCAAGCUGUUAUUACACUGGAAGAAAUGGUAGGACAAGUUUAAUACUUUGAGCUAAGCCACAAUCACAAGGGACUAACUGCUCGGGUCAUAAUCAAAAGCUGUUUAUGUAGGGCAGAUUUGAAGCGUGCUAAGCCUAACCUUUUGUGUGUCGCUUUCUACUCCUAAAUCAGAAGUGAUUUACCCAUGAGAACCACAUUUAAAUGACUCCAGAUGGUUUAAAAAAAUAAGGAAAAUAAUAAUCCUUGGGCAGUGGUUUUGUUUGAGCCCAUGGUAAAGGGAGUUUAUGCGCCCUGAUUAUGAAAAUGCAACCAAGGCUUCUCUUCAAAACAAAGCAGAACAUUUAGGUUUAAGAAAAUAAAAUUAACAAUAUUGGCUUUUGUUCUAGCAUAUGUUUUUUUUUUUUCCUUUACUUUCAAAUCAUGAAGAAAUGUUCUGAGUAGAAAACCCUAUAUUGUAAACAGAGUAAUUGAUUAGGUGCAUCGGUGUUCAAUAUUCCUGUUACAUUAAAAGCUAGACUUAUUUGUUAGCUAAGGCCUAACAGACGCCUUCAGUACAUGCACAUGACCACAAAAUUAGAAUCAUUAAUAUAGACAACGACUGUGUAUGCACUCAGAAAUGUACAGAAAGAACAGGAGCACAGGCUUUUUCCCCUUGUGUGAGCGGCUGUAAAUAGGUAAAUUAUAUUACUUCACAGAGCAGAAGUCCAUUUCGGAUCUCGUCCCGGUCUUGCUUUGUCAUGGUUGUACAGACUAUGCCUAUUUUAAAGCUUUUAAUUUUAUGUGUGUUGCCUCUAUCUGUGAGGCAGGCUGUUAUUAUUUAAGGAAGAUAUGUUCUUGCAAUUAUGGUAUCAAAUGUAUUCACUGCUGCGUAGGAGCCACAGUAUACACUACACACAGCUUUUUAGCACUGUGUAAUAAUUAGGUUUACCUGAUCAUUGGGGGAAAUGGUUAUAUAUAUAUAUAUAUAUAUAUAUAUAUAUAUAUAUAUAUAUAUAUAUAUAUAUACAAGGGAGACAGAAAACCUCACUUUUUUUAAUGUGAAGUAAAAUAUGCACCUUACAUGAUCUUUGUAAUUGAUUUUUAUUUGCCUGUGUGGAGAAUACUGUCAAUGUUUAUGUAUGUGUGAGCUUCUGAAAUUUAUUAAAGUCUUUUGCAUUGUA